CCACGUAGUAAACAUGGCCACUCUGACGUCAUUUUCCGGCGUUCACUGUCGCGUUCAAUCAGCUUCCAACACAGCAGCCCUGUCUUCUUCCCUUCCACUCUCAUCACUCAACUUCUCAUCAUCCAAAUCCCCACCUCUUUAUACCUUAAACUCCUUAGCAUUGAAGAGAAAAGAUGCAAUUUUUACCAGGAAAAAUCAUAGGCGUCGUUCAUACUCAUUCAUCGUCCAAUGCGAAGCUGGAAGUGGAAGGAUAGCACAGCAAGAAUUCACGGAAAUGGCGUGGCAAGCCAUAGUUUCGUCCCCGGAAGUGGCGAAAGAGAAGGGGCAGCAGAUAGUGGAGACGGAGCACUUGAUGAACGCGGUGUUGAAGCAAAAGAAUGGAUUGGGUCCUCGGAUUUUCUCAAAGGCUGGCCUGGAUAAUACCCGCCUGCUUCAAGCCACUAAUAGCUUCCUUAAGCGCCAACCAAUGGUUGUUGGUGAGCCGGCAGGAUCAAUGUUGGGGCGAGACUUGGAAGCCUUGAUACAUCGAGCCAGGGAAUUCAAGAAACAAUACGGAGAUUCGUUUGUGUCUGUGGAGCAUUUGGUGCUUGGUUUUGUACAGGAUAAGAGAUUUGGGAAGCAAUUGUUUAAAGAGUUUGAAAUUUCUGAGAGGUCUCUUCAAGAUGCUAUACAAGCCAUUAGGGGGCCUCAAAAUGUUGUUGAUCAAGAUCCUGAAGGGAAGUACGAAGCUCUGGAGAAAUAUGGAAAAGACUUAACAGGCAUGGCAAGGGCAGGAAAGCUUGACCCUGUUAUAGGCAGGGAUGAUGAGAUUCGAAGAUGCAUUCAAAUCCUUUCCAGGAGAACUAAGAAUAACCCCGUGCUAAUCGGGGAGCCAGGUGUUGGCAAAACCGCAAUUUCUGAAGGGCUUGCACAGAGAAUUGUGCAAGGAGAUGUCCCACAAGCUUUGAUGAACAGGAGGUUGAUAUCACUGGAUAUGGGUGCACUCAUUGCUGGUGCAAAAUAUAGGGGAGAAUUUGAGGAUAGACUCAAGGCUGUGCUCAGGGAGGUGACUGAAUCUGAAGGCCAGAUUAUCCUUUUCAUUGAUGAGAUGCACACUGUUGUUGGAGCAGGCGGCACAAACGGUUCUAUGGAUGCCGGCAAUCUCUUGAAGCCCAUGCUUGGUCGUGGUGAGUUGCGCUGUAUUGGGGCGACCACGCUGGAUGAAUACAGAAAACAUAUUGAAAAAGAUCCGGCAUUGGAGCGUAGGUUCCAGCAAGUGUAUGUUGAUGAGCCUGCUGUUGAAGAUACGAUCUCUAUAUUACGGGGAUUGCGCCAAAGAUAUGAGCUGCACCAUGGCGUUCGUAUUUCUGAUACUGCAUUAGUCGAUGCUGCCAUUCUUUCAGAUCGCUACAUUAGUGGACGGUUUUUACCUGACAAAGCUAUUGAUUUAGUGGAUGAAGCUGCUGCAAAGCUGAAAAUGGAAUUCACUUCAAAACCUUCUGCACUUGAUGAGAUCAACCACGCUGUUGUUAAGUUGGAGAUGGAGAGGCUGUCACUUACUAGCGAUACAGACAAAGCAUCCAAGGACCGUUUAAGUCGCCUUGAGGAUGAGUUGUCUCUAUUAAAGCAGAGACAAGCUCAGCUAAAUGAGCAGUGGGAGCAUGAAAAGAGUGUCAUGACCCACAUACAGUCCAUCAAGGAAGAGAUUGAUAGAGUAAAUGUUGAGAUUCAGCAUGCAGAGCGGGAGUAUGAUCUGAAUAGAGCUGCGGAGCUCAAGUAUGGGAGCCUGAAUUCAUUGCAGCAUCAACUUGAAACUGCAGAGAGAGAGCUAGAUGAAUAUAUGAGGUCUGGAAAAUCGAUGCUCAGAGAAGAGGUCACGGGAAAUGACAUUGCUGAUAUUGUGAGUAAAUGGACUGGAAUUCCUGUCUCCAAGUUGCAGCAAUCAGAAAGGGAGAAACUGCUGCAUUUGGAUGAAGAGCUGCAUAAACGAGUUAUUGGCCAAGAUCCUGCAGUGAAAUCCGUGGCUGAAGCCAUCCAGCGAUCCAGGGCAGGCCUUUCAGAUCCUCGCCGCCCAAUUGCUAGUUUUAUGUUCAUGGGGCCUACUGGCGUUGGAAAGACGGAGCUAGCAAAGGCACUUGCUUCAUACUUGUUCAACACAGAGGAAGCACUGGUACGCAUUGAUAUGAGCGAGUACAUGGAAAAACAUGCAGUUUCAAGGCUGAUCGGCGCCCCUCCUGGAUAUGUUGGGUAUGAAGAAGGAGGGCAGCUGACAGAGACCGUUCACAGGAGGCCAUAUUCAGUCAUCUUGUUUGAUGAAAUAGAAAAAGCUCAUUCUGAUGUAUUCAAUGUGUUUCUUCAAAUCUUGGAUGAUGGUAGAGUGACUGAUUCGCAAGGGCGCACUGUGAGCUUCACGAACACACUCAUUAUCAUGACAUCAAAUGUGGGUUCACAAUAUAUACUCAACACAGAUGAUGACAGCUUACCAAGAGAGGUGUCUUAUGAAACCAUGAAGCAAAGAGUAAUGGAGGCUGCAGGAGCUAUUUUCCGGCCCGAGUUCAUGAAUAGGGUUGACGAAUACAUAGUAUUCCAGCCUCUUGCUCGAGAGCAGAUCAAUAGUAUCGUUAGAUUACAGUUGGCACGAGUGCAACAGAGGUUAGCUGAUCGGAAGAUGAAGCUGGGAGUGACUGAUGCAGUAGUUCAACUGCUUGGAAAUCUUGGUUACGACCCAAAUUAUGGAGCCCGGCCUGUGAGGCGAACAAUUCAGCAGAAUGUUGAAAAUGAGCUUGCCAAAGGGAUACUAAGAGGAGAGUUUAGGGAUGAAGACACAAUUUUGGUAGACAUUGAGGUUACAAAAUUUUCCAAUGGACAACCUCCCCUGCAAAAGCUUGUUUUCAUGAGAGUUGAAGAACCUCCUGAUUCAGAAGAAACUUUCUGAGCAAGCAGGCAAUGAUACUGACAUGAUGUUUGUGGUAGGGGGAGAGUCACGGGAAGGAUGAAGGAAUGGAUGAAUGAUGAGAGAGUUCUGACUUUCUGCUAUGAUGCAAAGAUGCAAACUUGACAAUAAUACUCAAAAAUUUGUGUUCUCUCCAGCAAGCACUGUUGUGGUUUCUCCUUUUUCCUAGAAGAAAAUAAAUCAUGUCAAUGCAAUGAUUGAAGCUGCAAUAAAAACUGAAAUGUAUUCCUCCUUAGAGCAAAAUGUUUUGAUUUGAAAGAUGAGGAAAGAUGACGACAAACAUGCGGAUCUGGGAUGUAAAAGAACAUAGAGCACAACCAUGUUACACUUUUAUAUGAUAAACCAAAAGAUUUCCAUAUGUAAAAGAAAA
Messenger RNA from Ipomoea triloba (trilobed morning glory), 3302 nucleotides. RefSeq names its product chaperone protein ClpB3, chloroplastic-like. Gene Ontology annotation, biological process: protein refolding; cellular response to heat. Gene Ontology annotation, molecular function: ATP hydrolysis activity; ATP binding. The transcript has 10 exons. The record is from RefSeq and is a predicted model, not a curated record. Gene Ontology annotation, cellular component: cytoplasm. Bases 14 to 2914 code for a protein of 966 amino acids. NCBI's taxonomy places the organism in Eukaryota, Viridiplantae, Streptophyta, Magnoliopsida, Solanales, Convolvulaceae.